Messenger RNA from Theileria annulata, 3390 nucleotides. Its product is annotated as isoleucyl-tRNA synthetase, putative. The coding region runs from base 1 to 3390 and encodes 1129 amino acids. Gene Ontology annotation, biological process: isoleucyl-tRNA aminoacylation. The record is from RefSeq and is a predicted model, not a curated record. NCBI's taxonomy places the organism in Eukaryota, Apicomplexa, Aconoidasida, Piroplasmida, Theileriidae. The transcript is spliced from 8 exons. Gene Ontology annotation, molecular function: tRNA binding; aminoacyl-tRNA deacylase activity; ATP binding.
AUGCUUUGUUGUUAUCAAUACACUUUUAAAAAAAUUAAUAGUGUACUAUUAAAAUUUAAAAAAUCAUCAUUAAAAUUGUCUUGUAGUAAAAUAUCAAAUGGUUUGUUUUUAUCAAAUAAAGGAUCUAUAAACUCGCGGAAUAAAAUAUUAGAAAUGACAUCUUUAGACGAAUUCCAUCCUACAUUCGAUAAAGUUUCCGAUAAAGUGGAUUUCCCUAAAGAGGAGGAAAAAAUACUUAAAUAUUGGGACGAUAUAGAUGUGUUCAAUACUUGUAUGAAGCUAUCCGAAGGGUCUCCAUCAUUCAUCUUUUAUGAUGGACCUCCUUUCGCCACAGGGCUGCCUCAUUAUGGACAUAUACUUGCCGGUUCUAUAAAGGACGUUGUAACGAGAUACGCGUACCAAACGGGACAUCACGUAGAAAGGAGAUUCGGCUGGGAUUGCCACGGACUCCCAAUAGAACACGAAAUAGAUAACAUGUACAAUAUCAAACAUUCGUCCGACGUCUACAAAUUAGGAAUAGAUGUUUAUAACGAAAAGUGCAGGUCAAUAGUAAUGAAGUACUCUAACGAGUGGAAGUAUAUAGUAUCGAGAACAGGAAGGUGGAUAGACUUCGAAAAUGAUUACAAAACACUAAACACACCCUAUAUGGAAACACUCUGGUGGAUAUUCAAACAACUUUAUCAAAAGAAUCUCGUCUACAGAGGAUUCAAUGUCAUGCCAUACUCACUUUCUUGUAACACGCCUGUAUCUAACUUCGAGUCUAACCUAAAUUAUAAAAUGGUGACGGACCCGUCGUUGUUUGUUUCAUUCAAGUGUUUGGAUGAAGAUCUAGAGUUUGUUGCAUGGACAACAACACCAUGGACACUGCCCUCAAACAUGGCAGUGUGUGUAAACGCAGACUUCAACUACGUCAAGGUCAAAUAUAAGAAAAAUGAUAAAAUAUAUGUGGUGGCAGAAUGUAGGCUAGAGUAUUUCUGUAACGCACUUGGAACGAACCUUGAAGAAGGCUUCGAAAAGCUAGGGUGUAUGUUUGGUAGAGAUCUAGUAGGAAAGAAGUAUGAGCCGCUCUUCGACUUCUUCGCAAAUCACCCAAAUUUCUCAGAAGAAUUGAUGUCAAGAGCAUACGUAGUAGUAUCAGAUAAAAUGGUAACAUCAGAGAGUGGUACAGGCAUAGUUCACUGUGCUCCAUACUAUGGUGAAGACGAUUACAGAGUCUGCAUGAACUAUAAAAUAUUUGACGGACCGCUUCCAGAACUGAUCAACGAGUCUGGAAUAUUUGUUGGCUCAACGGGAGACUUGGCCGGUUUGUACAUUAAGGACGCAGAUAACGUAAUCAAAAAAAUCCUUAAGGGCAAAGGCCAGCUAGUGCACUCUGGAACAAUUGUUCACUCAUACCCGUUCUGCUGGAGGAGUGAUACGCCACUGAUCUACAAAGCGGUUAACUGUUGGUUCAUCAAAGUUUCAGACUUUAGAGAGGACAUUCUAAACUCUAGUAUGCAGACGAACUGGACACCAAAGUUCGUUAGAGACAAGAGGUUCCAUAACUGGGUCUCUGAAGCCAGAGACUGGUGCAUUAGCAGAAACCGCUUUUGGGGAACACCAAUACCACUGUGGACGAGUGAAGACUACACACAAAUUGUCUGCAUAGGAAGUAUAGAAGAGUUGGAAAAUUAUACAGGAGAAAAGAUUAAUGACCUACACCGUCACAACGUCGAUCACCUCUUGAUACCUGAUCCAAGAGGACCAGAGUAUCCUCCACUAAGGAGGAUACCAGAGAUAUUCGACUGCUGGUAUGAAAGUGGAUCCAUGCCUCUGGCAAAGAUACACUACCCUUUCGAGAAUAAGGACUCAUUGGACCAGCACUUCCCAGCUAAUUUCAUAGCUGAAGGCCUGGACCAAACUAGAGGAUGGUUCUACACGUUGAUGGUACUAUCAACACUCCUGUUCAACAAGUCUCCAUUCAAAAAUGUAAUAGUCAACGGUCUGAUAUUGGCAAGUGAUGGUAAAAAAAUGUCAAAGAGACUUAAAAACUACCCAGACCCACUUGAUAUUAUAAAUCAGUUUGGAGCAGACUCCCUGAGGUUGUUUCUAAUCUCAUCUCCAGCAGUGAAGGCAGAACCAGUAAGGUUCUCGACAGAUUCAGUAAGAAACGUUUUGAAGGAUGUGAUUUUGCCAUGGUUCCACUCAUACAGGUUCCUAGUUCAGGAGGUCACCAGGUAUGAAGUAACACAUAAAAUAAAGUUCGUGCCUGAUCCAGAAGCACCGUUUAAGUCUAGUUGUGUCAUGGAUAGAUGGAUAUACACAAUUACACAGGAACUCAUCUAUUCAGUUCAUCAUGAAAUGGAAAAUUAUAAACUCUACAAUGUCAUGCCUAAGUUGCUUUCAUUCCUGGAACAACUUACGAACUGGUACAUAAGAAUAAACCGUGAGAGGAUGAGAGGAACCUUUGGAGAUGAGGAAUGUGUAGUCUCCUUGCAAUCGCUGUUUACAUCACUCAAAACAUUUAAUCACCUAAUGAGCAUGUUUGCACCUUUCACAUCAGAGAUGAUAUACCUUAACCUCAGAAGGUUUUCCGGUGGAAUGGAAAGUAUUCAUUAUGAAAAGCUACCAAAGCCAAAUAUGAGUUUUGACAAGGAACUCAUGAGAAGGAUCGAAGUCAUGCAGAGCAUUAUACUACUCUCCAGAACAAUCAGGGAGCGGAAAAAAAUAUCACUCAAGUUUCCUCUCAGGAAACUGACUGUAAUUCACCAAGAUACAGACCUCCUCUCUUCAAUGGAGGAGCUCCUUCAGCUAAUUAAGGAUGAAAUCAAUGUUUUGGAUGUUGAGUUGUCCAGUGACACUUCACUGAUAACUCUCAAUGCCAUCCCCAACUUUAGGAUUUUGGGCGCUAGAGUUGGAAAGGAUAUGAAACAUGUGUCUGAUGCAGUCCGAAAUCUGGACGAGUCUAAGAUUAAAUUGUUGGAGAGAGAGCCACUGUUGCUCCUGGGUCACUCCAUCUCAAUUGAUGAUGUCGUUAUUACUAGAAAAAUCAAUCCAGAAAAGUUGGAUAAUAAGAAUUUCGACGCCGAGUCCGACAACAACCUCACUGUAAUUCUAGAUUUGACAAAGGACGACACAUUGGAAUACAAGGCCUUGACUAGAGAAGUUGCUAACAGGGUACAAAAGAUGCGGAAGGAGCUCGGGCUAUCAAUUGAUGACGACAUAACUGUGUACAUAUAUACAGACGACCUUGAGCUCUUCAGUAUGCUCGAGGGCCAAACUGAAACCCUCAAAAAAAUAUUAAAAAAGAAUGCAGUUGUCACAAAUAAUGUAAAUAUAUCUAAUAAGUUUCAUUCAGAGGAAUUCUCAAUCCGGAACUGUAAAGUAGAAGUUGUUAUUGUCAAAAAUUAA